This is a messenger RNA of Linderina pennispora, 693 nucleotides long. RefSeq lists its product as uncharacterized. The transcript has a single exon. The coding region runs from base 152 to 541 and encodes 129 amino acids. NCBI's taxonomy places the organism in Eukaryota, Fungi, Kickxellomycota, Kickxellomycetes, Kickxellales, Kickxellaceae. The record is from RefSeq and is a predicted model, not a curated record.
GCUCCUUCCCUAUCUUAGAGGGGAAAGCGCCAACGACCCUCUGUGAACAGCGAUGAAAACGGGUAUUUACUUACUAAUAGCCCCAAACCAAGGAGUCUAAGGGAAGAGAUCUCUUGGGAAAAAAAAAAAGAAGCAGUAUGUGCAACCGCGGAUGUCAGUAAGCAAUGGCGGACGAUUGGACCGCAAUUCCGACUGGUUCCGAGCAUCACACGGGAACAAGAGUCGAUUGCAGCGUGUGGCCCGCACUUGCGCCUCGCGCACAGCCCUCCCCAACGGCACAAGGCGAUACGGAAAUAAAGCCCAUUUCUGGGGCGCUAUACACGGUCCAUCAAGACAGUGGUUGAGGGUGAAGUAUAUUAGCAAAAGCCAGUCCGUUGUUUUUGCAAGUCACUCCUCAUCUUCUUAUCAUCAUCACCCACCUGCCAUAGACAACACCUACUAUUCCCAUUCCCCUCACAUACAAAUUCAUAGAAAUGUCUUCCCCGACCAAGCACCAGACCCGCCGCGAGCAGAUGGAGGCGCUCGAACCAGGCCAUCAUGAGCGACAGUCUGAUCGCACUGGGAGCGACGGCAGUCACGGACGGUUGGCCUGAGCUUCCUGGGUCCUCAAAUACUCGAGGUGGUACCGCAGCACACCGAUUUCAGCCAAGACGGCCAUGAUCCUGGGGCCCUCCAUCGGCGCAUUCUACAUUC